Bemisia tabaci is the source of this 1731-nucleotide messenger RNA. The record is from RefSeq and is a predicted model, not a curated record. NCBI's taxonomy places the organism in Eukaryota, Metazoa, Arthropoda, Insecta, Hemiptera, Aleyrodidae.
AAACCAGUCUUACAUAUUCUUUGCGUCUCAUGCACGCGUUCCGCACGAUUCACCGGGUCUUUAAACGCGUUUGAUGUUUUUCGUGUUUAAAAAGUGAUUUAAUUUAUAACAUGAGCAAGUACUUAUUUACGCAAAUUGUUAAAUCCCUAACGGUCUAAUUUCUUAAAUUUGCGAUUGUGCUGUGCAUAAAAAUGCUUUUAAUUCCACUAUUGACGUUCGUAUUCGGUUAUGUCCUGUAUGCAUUAACAAAAUUAAGGCUCCGAUAUUAUAGACGGUAUGGAAUGUUGGAAAAAAUACCUGGUCCACCAAUGGAAAGCAGGAUAUUAGGACACACCUCCCUGAUGAGUCUCACACCUGAAACGCGCCUUGAUUUUGUCAGCCGAUUAUCCAAGGAAUAUGGUGGUAUAUCUCGACUUUGGAUGUUUUGGCUACCGGAGGUCCUGAUAUCUGAUGCUGAUUACGCAGAGGUAUACUUCCAUGCCAAAAGUCUGGAGGAGAAAUCCCAUUUUUAUGCGCAGCUUCACGACUGGCUGGGCAACGGGUUGCUUACAAGUGGAGGUGAGCUAUGGCACGAGCGGCGGAAACUGAUCACCCCGGCGUUUCAUUUCAACGUCCUGAAUGCUCUCUGCGACACUUUAGUACAGAAUGCAGUCGUUCUCAUUCGGAAACUGCGCGAGCAUCCGAAAGACACGCCGGUCAACGUGACAACGUUGAUGCAUCUAGUCGCUCUGGAUAACAUUUGCGAAUCUGCAAUGGGGAUCAAAAUCGACGCCUUAAACAACCCAAAACUGGAGUACAUUCAGGCAGUAGAAGACGCUGGCGUCAUAACUAUUCUUAGAGGACUCCGACCUUGGUACUGGGGCAGGUUAUUCUACUACUUACCUCUAGGUCAAAAAUAUAGGAGGAGUUUGGACAUAAUUUUUGAACUUGCUCAAACGGCUAUCCAAAAUAGCAGAAAUAAGAGAUCUUUACAGCAGAAAGCGACCGACGUUGUGAACGAAAGUAAAGAGAAAAAGAGAUUGGCAUUCCUUGAUAUUUUGCUGGAAGCUUGUGAUUCAACGACCAAUCCAUUAUCAGAUGAGGGUCUCAGGGAAGAGGUGAACACCUUCAUGUUUGGCGGGCACGAGACAACGGCAGUGUCAAUGGGUUUCACCCUGUUUCUUUUGGGAAAUCAUCCCGACAUUCAGGAAAAAUGCUAUGAGGAGCUUGAUGAUAUUUUCCAAGGAUCCGAUAGGAAAGCGACGGUGGAUGAUCUGCGAUCAAUGAAGUAUUUGGAACAGGUCAUCAAGGAAAGCUUGCGACUAUUUCCCAGCGCGCCUAUGAUCUCGAGAAAAGCAAAAGCGGAUACUAAAUUUGGAGAUUACGUUGUACCGGAGGGCACAUUGGUAACUUUCAGCAUUUACGCGCUGCAUAGAAAUCCGAAAUACUUCUCAAAUCCCGAGAAGUUUGAUCCUGACCGAUUUAGCCCGGAAAACAUUAAAGGCCGACAUCAUUAUGCUUACACGCCUUUUGCUGCUGGAUCCAGAAAUUGUAUAGGUCAAAAAUUUGCCAUGAUGGAGGAAAAAGUGGUGUUGUCCUCCAUUUUGCGAAAUUUUGUUUUGGAGUCUAUUCAACGCGAGGAUGAGUUAAAAUUGCAAUUUGAUUUAGUUCAACGGCCACUAAAACCUAUUGAAAUUAAAUUUAAACCCAGAAAUACUGUCUGAAAUGAAUAAAUUCGUGUGAACAAAUAAA